This is a messenger RNA of Stylophora pistillata, 5075 nucleotides long. Its product is annotated as ATP-binding cassette sub-family C member 4. Gene Ontology annotation, cellular component: membrane. The record is from RefSeq and is a predicted model, not a curated record. Gene Ontology annotation, biological process: transmembrane transport. Gene Ontology annotation, molecular function: ATP binding; ATP hydrolysis activity; ABC-type transporter activity. NCBI's taxonomy places the organism in Eukaryota, Metazoa, Cnidaria, Anthozoa, Scleractinia, Pocilloporidae.
AGCAAGAAACGUUUGGAUGGUCAAAUCAUCAUCGUUACUGCUAUCAUACUGUUAUGCUGACAGAAGGCAGAAAAAAAUCAGACUCGCAAGAUUCCUACAGAAAUUCUUCUUGUCUUUUGGAGUAAGUUGGCGCAGAAUCUCGCAUGACUGUGCACUCACGCGACACGUUGGUUCACCAAUCUGUGACAAGAAGAAGGCGGUAAAUUAUCUAAGGGUCAUGUCGCAGAGGUCCGAGAUCAUUAACCCCAGAGAAGGUGCAGGUGUUGCGUCAGUGAUUUUCUUUUGGUGGAUGAAUGGCUUGACGAGUCUGGGGCGGAAGCGACCGCUGACUGAUGAGGAUUUACCUCCACUCCUUGAGGAUUACAAAGCCGAGUUGCUCGUGAAAAAGGCUGAAAACUAUUGGCACGAUGAAUCAAAGCGCAGUCAAUCGGCAAACAAGAAACCACAGUUAUGGAAAGCAUUGUCCAGAAUAAUUCCAUGGGAAUCUGCUCUCAAGAUGAUACUUUUACGAGCUCUAUGGGCUUUGAGUUUCUCCUUUUUACCUGUAUGCCUUUGGCUUUUGUUAAAGACGUUAAAUGAUGGACCAAAUGUGGACAUUAAGGUGGCGUGCUUCUAUGUUGCCCUAUUGGCGAUAGUAAGCAUGACAAAAGCAACCUCGACGCAGCAUUACGAUUACCUGACUGAACUUUGGGGACUGAGGCUAAAGGUGGCAUUGAUAGGGCUCGUUUAUAAGAAAAUGCUUUCGCUAAAUCGUUACAGCCUGGAGGCUACGUGUUCUGGGAACACAAUUACCCUGGUCUCGAAUGACGUUCAAAAAAUAGAGAGGUCCUUAAACCAGCUGGGCAUGGUGUUCGCCGCGCCGAUGGAACUAUCAAUAAGCUUGGGGAUCCUAUGGUAUUUCAUUGGCUGGGAGGCUUUGAUUGGAGCUGCAGUAUUUUUCGUUUUAGUGCCAUUCCAAAUUUUGCUGGCAAGAAAAGCUGCCGACCUUAGAAAGAAAGCAGCUGCUUUUACAGAUGAACGGCUUAUGGUGAUGAAUGAAAUCAUCGCUGGAAUACGAGCUGUCAAGAUGUUCGCUUGGGAAUGGAAUUUUGUAGAUGUUGUUCGUGAAGUCCACAAGAAGGAGACGGCAGUUAUCCGAAAGAAGGGCCUCAUUGUUUCCUUGCUUCUUGUUCUCUUCUUUACGACGCUUCCAAUUGCAGCUUUGAUUUCAGUAACAGCGCUGAUUUUAAAAGGAACCUUUUUGUCAUCUUUUACAAUAUUCACGCUACUCCUUGGAUUAGUAACGAUCAAGUUUGCGUUCUGCAACAGCUUGAGUCUCUCUGUAUAUAUUGUCGCAGAGGCUAAAGUAGCCCUUGAUAGAAUACAAACAUUCCUCGGAGAAAAGCCGCCAGACUUUGAAAUGGGUAAAAGAUUCCAUAACGAAACUCAGCCUCGCACAGGACUGUUAAAUAUCCACGAUAACUAUUCCAAAGUUGUAGAAAAAAUAGAAAGGGACAGUCUAUCGACAAACUGUAAUGAAAGAGAUGACUUUUCCAAGGACAAUUCUCCAGAAUUUGCAGGUAGCUCAAUAAGCACGGGACCAGACAAUACUAACAAUGACUUACGUUCAGAAGAGCCGUUUCUCUCGAUAUCUAACGCGUACUGUUCAUGGGACCACGACUGUUCCAACAAGACCAUAACACUGUAUGAUGUAACACUUAAUUUGCGUGCUGGCGAAUUGUUGGCAAUUACUGGUCCGGUGGGGAGUGGAAAGUCCUCGGUGUUAUCAGCAAUUUUGGGGGAAUUACCUCUUCGUGAAGGCACCAUAUCAUAUCAUGGGAAAGUUGCAUAUGUCCCUCAAUUAUCUUGGAUAUUUUCUGGGUCUGUGAGAGAGAACAUUUUGUUUGGGUUACCAUUUGACGAAGAGAAGUUUCUGUAUGUUGUUGACGUUUGUGGUUUGUCCAAAGACUUAUCUGACUUCGCCAAAGGAGAUCUCACGGAAAUUGGACAACGUGGAGUGUCCCUUAGUGGAGGGCAAAAAGCUCGAGUUGGUUUAGCUCGUGCAGUGUAUUCAGAUGCUGAUAUUUAUUUGCUUGAUGAUCCUCUUAGUGCACUUGACACUGAAGUAGGAAGAAAACUCUCCAAGAGCUGCAUAGUAGGUCAUCUAUCGGGCUGUAUUCGAAUCCUGGUCACUCAUCAGCUGCAAUAUCUAAAAGACGUCGACUGCAUUGUUGUGAUGAAGAACGGUUCAAUUAAUCAUCAGGGCACGUACAUGGACCUCAAAGAAAAGGGGCUACUUUCGGAUAAUCUGAAUUUGUCUGGUCAUUUUGAGGAAAGGUCAGAGUGGAUAUUGAAGUCUUGUGGUGUCGAGCGAGACGGAAAAAACGGAAAUCAAACAGGUUCGUUGGUUUCCAACGUGGAGCGUUGUGAAAUGCAACCGCAAGAGGAUGACCUGAAUUCCACAAGCAGCGUUGCAGACGUAAAACUCGAAUGUGACCCGAGUUCUCAGAGCAAGUCUCCAGCAAACAUAUUUGAUCUUCAACGCGUACAUGGCAACCAAGCUCUUGACCUAAAGGAAGGGGAAGAAAAAAAGAGAGCUGGCACUGUGACCUGGCGACUGUAUUGGGAGUAUUUUAGGGAAGGACUGUCAGUGCCUUUGAUAAUGCUUGUAGCAGUUGUUCUUAUAUUUGCGCAAGUUUGUCUCCUGGCUCCAAACUGGUGGUUGGCCAAAGUGUCAGAAAUGUCGCCUACCCAGCAAAAAGCACUGUACACUCAAGCAAUUCACGCCAGUUUGGUGGCAGUUUCCUUGGUAAUCACGACGGUAUCGUGUUUUUCCUUUUAUUUUCUCCUUCUGAGAGCAGCAGAAAAUCUUCACAACAAAAUGGCCAUGGCGCUCGUCAAAGCUCCUGUGUUUUUUUAUGACACAAACCCUGCGGGUCGUAUCCUUAAUCGCUUUUCAAAGGAUGUCGGCACCAUGGAUGACGUAUUACCAUUACGGUUUCUAGAAUCUCUUACAGUGUGUCUUUCCUCGCUCUUAGCCUUUUUAGUUCCUGCUGCAACAAAUUACUGGCUCGUGUUAGCUCUUCUUGCAAUCUUUAGCAUAUUCGUCUAUUAUGCACGUUAUUAUUUAGCGUCUUCGAGAGAGUUGAAGAGAAUCGAGGCCAUCAAAUGUAGCCCAGUGUAUUCACACAUUACGGAAACGUUCCAUGGACUGGAGAUAGUUCAUAUCUCAAAUAAGAACAAAGCCUUCUUGGAGAGGCUUCAAAGGUAUCAGGAUGAGAAUACGCAAGCUUUUGUUAUGGUGGUGUCGUGUAAUCGGUGGUUGGGAAUUCGCCUCGAUCUGUUGUCCAGUGUAUUUGCUAUGACUGUUGCAGUGGCUGCCAUUUUGAUUUCUGAGAAUCCAGCCUUUGCUGGACUCGCUUUGACGUAUGCAUUGGAAACUCUGGACCGGACGCAAUAUGGUGUGCGAAUGGCCACAGAAGUCGAAAACUUGAUGACCUCUGUUGAACGUGCAAUGGCGUACUCUGAGUUAGAUUCUGAGCCUGGUUACAGUACUGAAAACUAUACUUCAGAGUCCUGGCCUAGCGAAGGAAGCUUUGUCAUCGAAAAUGUCUCUUUGGCCUACUUUCAAGGUGGACCUCAAAUCUUAAGAGGUAUAAACGUUCGUGUCUCUAAUAAGGAAAAGGUCGGAGUUGUGGGCCGCACAGGUGCUGGAAAGUCUUCCUUGGUUUCAGCUUUGUUCCGUAUGCCAGAUCCCUUAGGAAAGGUACUGAUCGAUGGAGUUGACAUAACAUCAAUCAACCUCCAGCAGGCCCGCAGAUCUAUGGCUGUUAUAACACAAGAUCCUGUCCUAUUUGGAGGCUCAUUAAGAAGGAACAUGGACCCAUUUUCAAAACAUACCGAUCAAGAACUAUGGUCAGCCCUAGAAGCCGUACAACUAAGGACCCUUGUGGAAGAUCUUCCAAAGCAGCUUGAUUUCAAACUUAAAGAAUCUGGGACAAAUCUCAGCGUUGGUGAAAGGCAACUUGUCUGUUUGGCUCGUGCUCUGGUACAAAAGAGCAAAAUUAUCGUCAUGGAUGAAGCCACUGCUAAUGUGGAUUUCAAGACUGACCAUCUGAUCCAGGAAGUGAUUCGUCACAAGUUUAAAGACUCCACAGUGCUGACCAUUGCUCAUCGUUUGAAUACCAUCAUGGACUAUGACAAGGUGCUCGUUCUUGAUGGCGGACACAUGGUGGAGUUUGAUAAACCCGAGGUGUUGAUGAGAAAUGGUGGAACGUUCGCUAAAAUGGUGAAAAGCCAGACCCGCAUGGAAUAUCAUUAAAUAAAGCAUCGCGGUUCAAAUAAGUAAGAGGAGUCGAAUAAUGCUUCUAUAGCUAGUCGACGGUUUUGAACUGUAGAGGCACAAAUUGAAUUUUUAUACUUGAGAUGAAUCAAGCUUAUUUUUUUUAUUUUUCAAAUGUGUUUGCGUUUGGUUAUGUUUUAAAUGCUUUAGCGUGUGCUCAAAUUUAUAGAUACAUCAUUACCAUCUGAGAUUCUCACCCUAAUGGUCAGUGCGCUGGACUGCUGAGCAUUAUACCAGUGACACUGACAACAGCUAUCCACAGAUCUGGAAGGUCUACUCCUCUGUUGGGCAUGUAGGCAAGUCAGAUCGUUUUCUUUAACCGAAAAUAAACUUUGUGAAUAUCAUAUAUGUGAACUGCGGUUAAAGAAAUGAUCUUAGAUGUAAUGAACGCUACUUGAGCAGUUGACUCAUCACCUCACGGGUUUAUUACGAACUAACAUAAUGGCUUGUUAGCUCAGUUGGUAGAGGACUGCACCGGCAUCGCAGAGGUCAUGCGUUCGAAUCCUGUACAGGCCUAAAUUUUUUUCCAGGCCCUAUUUUCACUGCUGCAAUGUUCAUUACGGCGAAGAUCGCUCCCAUACUCAUGAAAGUAAACUCUUUGUCUCGCUUUGCAUCGAUUCAAUCAACAAUCUGCUGCAGUAAAGUUCAAGUAGAAUAGAAUCGUACGCAAAUUCCACGUAGUUUGGUUGCACCACAACCAGAAGUUAACAUUACAUGGCCACCACCAAGCCAAUUAAAAGUUUAUUCAACCUUU